AGCCAUGCCAACGUUUACUGCUAUAGCUUUAGAUAGGUUGUUUGAACCUGGAGCUUCCAAAUCAGUCGAUAAGUCUGGUUCAAAGGCAAAACCACCUGCUCCUAUUUCUACCUCAAAGCUGGAGGGGGGAAAUGGUUCAUCUGUUGCAGAGAGGAAGGUUUCUCGUCCUCAAAUAACACCAGCACUAUAUGCCACUCCUGAGUCAACUCCACUUCCGGAUUCACCAUCUUCAUUUUCUCCUUCACCUUACAUUGUCAAUCACAAACGGCGUGGGCCUCGUCUUCAAAAGAGUUUUUCUGCACAGGAUGUAUCAUCCCAGCAAAAAGAUCUCCCCGAAGAGAAUGUUAAUGGAAAUGUAAAGCAAGGAGAAAGUAACAUGUGUGCUGAUUCAUCAAAGGGUGAUUCUGUUACUUUUAACAUUCCCACUCCUAUUGAAAAGGAGCAUGACAAUGGUAUCCAUGAUAGCCCGAUCAAAGAGGAGGAUGCAAAUGGUGGGCUUCUUGGGUCUGUUCAACAUGUGAAUAGUGCCCAUGAUGGUGAAUCUGCAAGUAGUAAUGGGAGAGUUAAUUAGAAGCAGUGACGUGAGCAACAGGUUUACUAGGGAGAAUGUUGUUCGGCAUCUUGUUCCAUUGAACUUGAAUAUAAAUGGUGACAGUGAGGAUUUUUUUGAUCCACGUGAAUCAAUGAGUGCCACAAGUGGUAAUGAGGCUGAGGAUAAUUCUGGGGCAGAAAGUUUUGCAAGAAUCAUGACACCAAAUGUGGAGUUUUUUGAUGCUUGGGAAGGUAAUUUACUUAUCUUUGAGUCAUUAAUGUUCUUGAAUGCAAUUGCAUAUGUGAGUGUUGUCUGUCUGCUUGUUUGCAGAAUGUUCUGCGAAGAUGACUUAGUUUUGAGAAAAUUUUUAUAAUGUUCAUAUGUGAACACAUGCAUAUAAAAGCAGCUUGUUAUUUUGAUAUAAAAGUAGCAAUUUGAUUCUAAGGUGUUACCAGGUUUCAUUGCUGUGUUUAAAAUGUGUAUUUUUCUUCCUUGGUUUGGUAUAUGAGGAACUUAACAAUGAAGAGUGGGGAUAACUCCAUACCUGUGUAGCAGACUCUGAGGCAAAUGAUGCAUGGAUUUAGUGUCUUUCAACACUGAAGCACCCAAUAUAUUAGCUAAUUCAGAUGUCUUUUUGUUUACAGGCUUGUUGUGUUUGCUUUUCUUGGUCUGGAUGGAAUAUAUGAUUGUUGUUGAG
Molecule: messenger RNA, 1229 nt
Organism: Rubroshorea leprosula
Lineage: Eukaryota; Viridiplantae; Streptophyta; Magnoliopsida; Malvales; Dipterocarpaceae
Source: the annotation of a GenBank genome assembly